Molecule: messenger RNA, 1094 nt
Organism: Aspergillus pseudotamarii
Lineage: Eukaryota; Fungi; Ascomycota; Eurotiomycetes; Eurotiales; Aspergillaceae
Exons: 1
Coding region: 1-1011 (336 amino acids)
Source: RefSeq, a predicted model, not a curated record
AUGCCGCUGGUCAAUUACGGCGUCUGGAAGGCCUAUCCCAAAGAUUACAAUGUUGAACGUCGUGGGACCAGAAAACCUCAUCUAACUCUUAAUUUUCACAAUAAUGGAGGGCCAGACUUUCACGCCGCCAUAAACAUCAGGUCUGGAGACCGACAAGAGUCGCGACUUGUCUAUUGGGUAAAUGAGGAUAUGAGCGGCCAUCCGCUCGUUGGGGGUCUGUCGGAGCUCGAGCCCGGCUUCGAGCAAUUGGACGAUAAAGAGCCAGAACGGGGCGGCCUACGGCUUGAUUACAUCCGGGGUAAUCUCUUUGAUGUAAAUACCGGUCGGGUUCUUGAGCACGACAUUACUGGUCCAAACAAUGACAUUAUCGAUGUCCUGGUGCCUAAAGUCCAGCAAGCAAUCGACGAGAGGGCUGUCGUUUACAUCUUCGGCGAGCAAUUCAACAGAAAGGAUGGAAUACACAAUGUCCACAUGAACCAGGGCAACAUCCGAAGGUACUCGGGUGACGAUGGCGUGUUCCAGGACGGCGCGCUUCUCUUCCAAUUCCGAGGGGCCGUCCCAGAGGCCGAUAGAUGGGUUGGUAUUUUCCUCGCCUUUGCAUCGCAGGCCGUGCAUACAAGUGAGAAUAGUGGCCAUGCCAUAUCACGAGUCACCUGGAAAGACCUCCUGCCUGGGGACCUUGUCGAAAAUUCAGUUGCUAUCCGCAAGGCCGUUGUGGAUUCUUUUGGCCAAGGAGAAGACAAGAAGCAGUUUGUUACCCUGGCGAACCUCACAAACCGCAAGAUAUCGCUCGCAGGUUGGAGGAUCCGCAAUUCGCGCUGGGCACAACAGUUUCUCCCUAUGGAUGCGGCUUUAGGUGCAAAGGCCACCGAGGCCUUUGAGGUUCCAAAUUACCCCUUAUCUACAGACGGUGACACUAUCACGCUUCUCGAUCGCGAUGGGCUCAAGGUCGCUGGCGUCAGCUAUACCUCUCAGCAUGUGAAAAAUGGGGAAAUCGAUUUUGCAGGCUAAAGUCAAUAGUUCACUUCCUACUGAUGUUUAUACUGUGAAUCUGUCUGUCCUUUGUCAAAAGCAACGCCAACGCGGAGUCGAUA